AUGGCAUUAACUCGUCAAUUGUAUAAACAUCAAGGCGGUAGUAAUACUGGUACUAGUAAUUGGAUUGCUAAUCAAAAUGCUCGACGCGAACAAGAAGCUGAUCGAAUUUUUCGUGAACGACAACUAGCACAAGGUCGUAUUGAAACAGAAAUGCAAGAAUUUUCAAUAAAAGCAGAAAAUAAACGAAAUAUACGUGAAUAUGCACGUGUUGAACGUGAUCGAGCAAUGGAAGAAGCUAUUAUUCAAGCACAAUCUGAAAAACAAUUAGCAGCUGAAGCACGUAGUCAAGAAGAACGUUUAGCUACAGAACUUGAAAGAAUCAAACUUGAAAAAAUACGUGAUGAAAAAAUGAGACAACAAAUUCGUGAAACAAGUUAUGAAUUACGUGAAUUAGAAUCAAAAUUACGCGCUGCUUAUGUUCAAAAAGAACGCACGGCACAAAUGGCUGAAAAAGAAGCUUUAAAAUUUGAUUCAUAUUUAGAAGAUGCUGAAAUCGCACGACGUAUGCGUAGUGAAACUGAUAAAGCUGAACAAGAUCGUCGUCAACGUGAAAUUAUUCGACAACAAGAGAUGAUACGUUAUAAACAAGAACUUGAACGACAACUUGAAGAACAAGAAUUACAUAAACAAAAAGCUUAUGAAGAAUUUCUACGAGAAAAAUUAGUUAUUGAUGAAAUUGUUAGAAAGAUUUAUGAAGAAGAUCAAAGGGAAAUGGAACGUAAAUUAGAACGUCAACGUGCUACCCGUGAAUUUAUUGUUGAGUUUAAGCGUAAACGUGAAGAAUGGAAAACUAUGGAACGUCAACGUAUGGAAGAAGAAAAUCGUCGUAUAAAAGAAUAUGCUAAAGCUCAAGAACAACGAGAAGAAAUAGCAAAAGCUGAGAAACGCGCUCGAGAACAAGCUUUCGAUAGAGUUCAACAUGCAUUAGCUGAACAAAUAAAACGUGAUCGUGAAGAACGUGAAGAGCAAGAAUUAGUACGACAAGAAUUAUAUUUGGAAGAACAAGAACAAGCUAUACGAAGGCGUGAACGUGAUGAAAUAGAAGCACGUAUAAGACAACGUCUUGAAUUACAACGUGAACGUGAUGAACAAAUACAAUUUAAACGUUUACGUGAUGUAGAAAUUAAACAAGAAGAAGAAAAAUUUCGACAACAAUUAAUGGCAAAGUUUGCUGAAGAUGAUCGUAUUGAACAAAUGAAUGCUCAAAAGCGUCGUAUGAAACAAAUCGAACAUAAAAGAGCUGUUGAUGCUUUACUUGAAGAGCGUCGACGUCAAAUGACAAUGGAUAAACAACGUGAUAUUAAUGAACGUGUUGAAGCUGAACGUAUUGAACAAAUACGAAAACAAAUUAUUGAAGAAGAGCGUAUUAAAUUACUUCGUGAACAUGCACAUCGUUUAUUGGGAUAUUUACCAAAGGGUGUUAUUCGAGAUGAAAAAGACCUUGAUCAUCUUGGGAAUGAUUUUAAAAAUGAAUUCAAACGACGACAAGUCAAUAUGCAACAUCCAGGUGGAUGGGACAAUUUAUAA
Rotaria sp. Silwood1 is the source of this 1527-nucleotide messenger RNA. Lineage: Eukaryota; Metazoa; Rotifera; Eurotatoria; Philodinida; Philodinidae. The record is from the annotation of a GenBank genome assembly.